Solanum lycopersicum (tomato) is the source of this 777-nucleotide messenger RNA. Its product is annotated as glycine-rich protein. Lineage: Eukaryota; Viridiplantae; Streptophyta; Magnoliopsida; Solanales; Solanaceae. The record is from RefSeq and is a predicted model, not a curated record.
AAUAGAGGCAAAAUAUUCACUAAUUUCCUCAUCCUUCUCCCCUCUAAAUUAUCACAACCUAAAUAUAGUAAGUUAUUUAUACCAAGUAAGGGGGAAAAUGGGGUUAAAGGCUUUUAUAAUUCUAAGCCUUGUUUUGGCUAUUUUUGCAAUUGUAACCUCACAUGUUGCAGCUAGGGAAUUGGCUGAGAGCUUCACUACUACUAUGGAAAAUACAAAGGAAAAUGAGGUAAAUGAUGCUAAAUAUCCUGGAGGAGGUUAUGGAGGGUACCCUGGUGGUGGUCGUGGAGGUUAUGGAGGGUAUCCUGGUGGUGGUCGUGGACGUGGAGGUUAUGGAGGGUACCCUGGUGGUGGUCGUGGACGUGGAGGUUAUGGAGGGUACCCUGGUGGUGGUCGUGGACGUGGACGUGGAGGUUAUGGAGGUGGAUAUUGCUCCUAUGGUUGUUGUGAAAGGAAUUACUAUGGUAAUGGUUGCAAUAGGUGUUGUUACUCCAAAAGUGAAGCUAUGAAUAAAGUCACCCAAGCUAAGCCUCACAACUAAAAUUUCUAAGUUAUAGUAAUAUUUUAUGUAGUGUGUGUUUUAGUAGCAAGUAAAAUAGUUUUUAAUUUGUUGUUGGGAGUUUGAAUAAAUGUAGCUUCCAUUCACUUCAUGUGGAUGGAUGGUCCAAUAUUAUCUUUUCAUUUUGUACGUUACCUACUCUUUUCAUAUAUAUGUUUGAAUGUAAUUGAUAUAUCAUAAAUUCACAUUAAUAAUUAGGUAGGUAGAUCUGUUUACUUAUA